Felis catus (domestic cat) is the source of this 4132-nucleotide messenger RNA. It is a transcript of the gene LGALS12, whose product is annotated as galectin 12. The record is from RefSeq and is a predicted model, not a curated record. The coding region runs from base 2846 to 3673 and encodes 275 amino acids. Gene Ontology annotation, molecular function: lactose binding; integrin binding. Gene Ontology annotation, biological process: intrinsic apoptotic signaling pathway; lymphatic endothelial cell migration. The transcript is spliced from 9 exons. Lineage: Eukaryota; Metazoa; Chordata; Mammalia; Carnivora; Felidae.
GCCUCUCACGCAUCAGCGUCACCUGGACGCUGCAUGAUUCCUGCGCCCUAGCCCUGCCCCCAGAGUCUUCUCCAGUAGGUCUGGGGCGGGGCCUGAAAGUUUGCAUUUCUACCAAGCCUGCUAACAAGCCACACUGCUGCCGCCCUUGAGAAGCUCUGACCGAGAUGCCUUUCCCCAGAGGCGCCCCUGCACUUGCCCCUCGAUUAGAGCAGCGGCUGACUCCUCCCUCCGCACGGCGCCCCGGAGCCUCGGCCCAGCCUGGUCCUGCAGAGAAUUCCCUGCCGCCGGCGUGGUCGGAUCCUGGGACCUCCCAACUCAAGAUUAAGUUGAGAGAUUGUGCUGCCUUGUAGAGGGAAGGCUUUAUUGGAAUUUGAACCAGAACUGGAGCGACUCUAGUCCAAAGAAUCCUGGGGGGUCUUGAUAAAGAUCCGACCCCCCCCCCCACGCGCCCCCCAGACACAGACCUCCCGUGGAAACACUCUUCGGGAGUCGCUCAAUAGACAGAUGAGCAAAGGGAGUCACAAAGAGGGCAAGUGACUUGUCCUAGGGCACACAGCACAUUACAGCAGCGGCUGGGUGAGAACCCAGGCUCCCUUCAGCACCGGGUGGGUCCCGCCCUCUGCACCUCGCUGCUUUUUCUGGGCUUCAAGGGGUGCCCCUCUCUUUCUGCCCCUUUCUCCCCAUCCCCUGCCUCCUUUCUGGUGACCGCAGCUGGGCCCUGGCAUUUUUAGCCGAAGCCGAAAUGGAGCCUCCAGGGACUGUAAUCUUGCAAAAGGGAGAAAAGUGGAGGAAGGGGCAGGGAAAGGAGGGGAAGAGAUGAAAACCUCAUGGCAGGCAGGGAGCAGGGAAUGGGAAGCCACGGAACGGUGGCCAAGAAGCGGGGGCGGGGCUUCUCCGGGGACCUGGCCACGGGCACCAUCACCCCUGCCUUUGACUGGGGAGAGCUCCCAUGGGAGCCCCAGAAACCACAAACCCUCCGAGGCCUUAGAAGAGCCUGCCUCUGCCCUCCCUCUGCGACAGCUCUGUGCUCCAGACCCGGGUGUACACGGUGGGGGCGGGGAGCUGGUUGGCCAGCUGCUUAGUUAGUUCAAGCUUCCUGCUCCUGGACUCGGAUUUCGGCUGCCAGCCCCAAGCCAGCCGGUGGGACUGGAGCUGGGGUGUGGACCAGGGGUAGACCGCUGCCCGGACCUGCCCUCCCAGGCCGGCUCCAGGAGGCCCUGGGGCCCGGCUGGGCCAGGUGAGGCUAACAGCUGGGAGAUCUGUCCUGGCACCAAGGAUCCUGUCGGGGGGCAGGCGAGUCAGUGGGGGCAGGGCUCCUGGAAUCCGGAUCAGCAGGUCGAGCUGGAGGCCCUCCACCCCCAUGUCACCCGGAGAAAAACCGGACCCACUUCCCGACAACUUCAUCCUGCAGCCACCAGUUUUCCACCCGGUGAGCAGCCACUGUGGUCUGGAAUCUCCAGGUUUCGGGGCUCCCCCCACCCCAGCGGGGCCCAGACUCCCCGGCGGUGGGUGGAGAGGCCUUUAAUCUUGGGCCCUUCUCCCCCUGCACCUGUCCACAGACUCUGGAAGGCCCUCCUGAGCUUAGCAAAGUAGCUGACCAGCUAAUUCCCAUUUGGGUGGGAACGAUCGUUGAGCUCACGGGGUCCUCACAUUUUAAAAGCAGUAGAGCCUGCCGGGAGUCAGUGCCGUGCUCCUGCUGCAAGACACGGGGCUGGAAGGCUCUGGGCUCCGGGGUAGUACCCCUGGGGGGAGCCACUGAGUACCUAGGGUACUCUCCUCUCCAGCCUGGAAGAGAGUCAGGUUAUCCAACUCAGGGAUGGCCGUGGGGGUCCCCUCACUUCGUCCUCUUGCUCAGUGCCCUCACAGAUUUUCUGUUUUUUGUUUUCCUUUUAAAUGUUUGCUUAUUUUGAGGUGGGGAGGGGCAGAGACCGAGGGAGAGAGAGAAUCCCAAGCAGGCUCCAUGCUGAUAGCACGGAACCCAACACAAGGCUCGAUCUCACGAACCGUGAGAUCGUGACCCAGGUGGAAACCAAGAGUGGGGCGCUUAACCAGCUGAGCCACCCAGGCGCCCCCUUGCCAAUUUUCUGAAGUCUGGCCCUGCUUUACGGAAGGCUGACCGCCCAGCACACUCCGCCCUCCCCUCACUGAGCACUAAUUAUCACUUUCUCUUUGCUUGGCCCUCUCCCCCCAGGAGAGCUGCAUCAGGUCCCUAGUUAUAGGCCAGGCCCAGAGCCUGGGAAGUGGGAGGGACUGAGGUGCUGAGCCCGGUCAGCUGUGGGCCCUCUGGAGCCUGUGGGGCCCCAGCAUCUCCCCAGUUGCCUGAGUAACGGGGUGCAGCCGCUGCCCAGGUCACGACCACUCCUCUCUUUGCACGCUGCCAGCUCCUGCCUGGAGGGCAGCACUGUUGGGGCUCAGCUCCUUCUAGAUGGUUCGGGCUUCUAAAGGCUCCUGCGAGCUGGAGAACACACGUAUGCCCACGCGUAGCUGCUACAUGUUCACAUUCGUUCUGCAGACACCUAUUCAGAGCCCAUGCUGUGCCCCGCCAGGCGCUGAGCACAGAAGGGGAAGACAGGGCUUCAGUUUUGAGCGGCCUGGGCCUCCCGGGCCCCUGGUCUCCCUUUAAGCCAGCCAACCACCAAGCCAGCCAUGCGAGUGAAGUGUGCUGGGAACAGCAGGGAAAGGAAGGGAAAACUCGGGCGCCAUAGUGGACAAUGCUUGGAGAAGGUGUCGGAGAACCUUGAAAGUCAAGUUGGAUUUCACAGCGUGGAGGGAGAGCACAGGAAGCAGGCCCGAAAAGGUGGUUCCUUACGUGACGACAAUUUUCGGUGGCCUGCGUGCAGGCAAGAUGGUCACGCUCCAGGGAGUGGUCCCUCUCGACGCACGCAGGUUCCAGGUAGACUUCCAGUGCGGCUGCAGCGUGCAUCCCCGGCCGGACAUCGCCAUCCACUUCAACCCUCGCUUCCACACCACCAAGCCCCACGUCAUCUGCAACACCCUGUACCUCGAGCGCUGGCAGGCCGAGGCCCGGUGGCCCCGCCUGGGCCUGCAGAGAGGAGCCAGCUUCCUCAUCCUCUUUCUCUUCGGAAAUGAAGAAAUGAAGGUGAGCGUGAACGGACAGCACUUUCUCCACUACCGCUACCGGCUCCCGCUGUCCCGUGUGGACACCCUGGGCAUAUUUGGUGACAUCUUGGUGGAGGCCGUUGGGUUCCUGAACAUCAACCCAUUUGCAGAGGGCGGCAUUGAGUAUCCGGUCGGAUAUCCCUUCCUGCUGAAGAGCCCCAGCCUGGAGGUGCCCUGCUCUCGGGCCCUUCCCAAGGGUCUCUGGCCGGGACAGGUGAUCGUACUGCGGGGGCUGGUCUUGCCAGAGCCAAAGGACCUCACGCUGAGCCUGCGGGACCAGGCGGCUCAUGUGCCUGUGACGCUCAGGGCUUCCUUCGCAGACAGAACUCUGGCCUGGAUCGCGCCCUGGGGUUGCAAGAAGCUGAUCUCGGCCCCCUUCCUGUUCUACCCCCGGCGAUUUUUUGAGGUGCUGCUCCUGUGCCAGGAGGGAGGGCUGAAGCUGGCGCUCAACGGGCAGGGCCUGGGGGCCACCGGCGUGCACCGGCAGGUCCUGGAGCAGCUGCGGGAGCUCCGGAUCAGUGGCAGCGUCCAGCUCUACUGUGUCCACUGCUGAGGAGUGAGCCAGGGGCCCCGCCAGGGAGGAGGAGGACCAGCCCACGCCCGGCACCCCUCGAAGCGGCUCCGCUCUCCUCCCUUCGAUACGCUGUGCGCCUGUCACCCCCCUGCUUUCCGAGGCCCCAGCCUGGGAUUGGCACCCCCUGCGCGCACUCGCAUCUCAUCCACAAGCACUCGGUCCCGGGGCCACGCUGUGUGCAAGGAAGGCUAAAAAUGACUCUCCAGCGGGAUGGCCGUGUGCCCGGCCACGGUGCUACUGCUGUGAUUCCUGGUGUAUCUGGGGCGUUCCUGGUAUGUCUGUUUAUACCAUCUGAUUCUGUGGCCUCCACUUCCGGUGCUAUUUUUCCUUGCCUGCUUGCUGUCGGGUUGAUGAAAUCUUUAUCACCCUCCCUACCUUUUUUCUCUUCUACUGGGUUGGAAGUUAUAACUGCAUUUACACUUGUAGUGGUUUUCCUUA